Molecule: messenger RNA, 1983 nt
Organism: Pseudoliparis swirei
Lineage: Eukaryota; Metazoa; Chordata; Actinopteri; Perciformes; Liparidae
Exons: 13
Coding region: 21-1718 (565 amino acids)
Biological process (GO): nucleus-vacuole junction assembly
Molecular function (GO): protein-membrane adaptor activity; protein binding
Source: RefSeq, a predicted model, not a curated record
GCGAUGCCUUUCUGUGGAAGAUGUUAGUCAUGGCUUCUGGCUUUUGUGAGAAUUGCUGCCGUCAGCUGAAAAACAUCCUCGUUUAUUUGAGGAAGGUCUGCAGAGAGUUCGAGCAAAAACUGAGGGACGUUUUCAGGGAACUUUCUCAGUGCACCUGCUUCAGGAAUACCCCGGAGAGUCGUUUCCUGAGGAGGAAGACGCACGACUCGUCCUCUCUGCACCUGCUGUGUGAUGAUGAAAAUCAACUACUAAAUCAGGAAAGUCUGCGCACGCUGAGCAGACUUGCAUCCUCGGACAACGCCGAUCUACAAACUACUGCAGCCUUGUAUUACUUACACGUCAGUCAUCAUUUGAAGUCUCCUUUACCAGAUGCCUUCAUGGAGCCAGUCGUGGCCUUACUCUUAUCAACUGACCUCGAUGUGCAGAAGACUAUCACUCUCUCCUUGGUCAAUCUGUUAGCCAAGAAUAAGGUGUGCAAAGAGAUGGUGAUUGAAAUGGGGACGCUGGUGCCUUUACUGGAGCUGUUCCGAUCGUCUGACGCCGCCGCUCAGUGUCACGCGUGUGCCUGCGUCACCUUGCUGGCUUCCUCAGAACCACAAAGUGAAGCCGUCAUGGUGGACGGCAUCAUGCCGCUGUUGGCUUUGGCCAAGUCCUACGAGCCCCAGGAGCAACAGAAUGCCACCUGGGCUCUGCUACACCUCACGCAGUCAGACUGGUCCAGGAGGGUCUUGUGUGACGUGGGUGUCGUCCCGGUUCUGGUUCUCCUGCUGCAGUCCUCAGACUCACAGGUUCAGUUCUACAGCUGCGCCGCUCUGUGCAACAUCACUGCUGUCCGGGAGCACCACCCGAAGGUGAUGAGCAUCGGGGGACAUUUCUUAUUGAAGUCUCUUCUGACUCUUGUGUCGUCUUCUGUGGAAAAGAACUCAACUCAAGCGUGCAGAUGCCUACAAACUCUCUCAAAGAACGUGCUGAUCCAGGAGCAGCUGAUGGAGCUCGACUGUGUGUUGCCCCUAAAGGCGCUGCUGAAGAAGUCUUCUUCCGCGUGGAGAGAAUCGGCCGUGACGCUACUUUCCUCACUGUCGGCACACCCGUCAAACAAUGACGUCCUCGUGAGCAAGGGUCUGUUGGAUGACAUCGGUCAGCUGCUUCAUCAUCCAACAUCUGUCAUCAUCACACACGGCUGCAGGAUCAUCAGCGACCUGUGCGUCUCCAGCGCGGGUCAGCAGGCCGCGACGGAGAGCCCGUGUGUGCCGGGGCUCCUCGGCGCCCUGCUGUCUCCGUCGCUGUCGGGCGAGACCUCGCUGCGUGUGACGUCCUGCUUGCAUCAGCUCAUGACCUGCGAUGCACUUAAGUCUAAGUUGUCGGCGACAAUAACAUCGGAGCAGGUUUCAAGACUCGUGAAGAUGUCCGGACAAACACUAAACCCUCAACUGUCCCACGACAGUGCGUCCAUCAUCGGCUCGCUGGAGAUGACGGAGGACACGGUCCGGUUGCUCAGACCUCACUACGUCACCGUGUUGGACUUCCUGUUGGCGUUUCUCAAAAGCAAAGAUGUGGAGUGGCAGCAGCUCGCUGUGGUUACAGUAUCGAACCUCGAGAAAGAUGGAGGCUUCUCCUCCCUGUUGGCCGGCAGCGUGCUGGAGGCGGAGCUCCGGGAGGUGACUCGACGGAUGCUCCACGCGAUCGAGCCUCUUUCUCCGCCUUCUAUCCACCCGUGACCUUCCUCCACGUUUAUCACGAGGAUUAUCACACUCGUGCAUCAUUCUCUUUCCUGUCAAGUUUAUUUCAUUUAAAAUGUCGACAAAUUAAGUGGGAAACGAGGCAGAGAUAGUGUCAACUUUUAAUGAAAUAUGUCAUAUAUAGUUCAACUUUUUUAACAAGUGAUAGUUACAAGCAAUACUUAAACUAUAGGAUCAAAUAUUGAUGAUCCGAUACAUUUGUUUUUUUAUAUGCUUUUAUUAUAAUAAACUCUCUUAACCUCUA